This is a messenger RNA of Teleopsis dalmanni, 613 nucleotides long. RefSeq lists its product as uncharacterized. The coding region runs from base 1 to 597 and encodes 198 amino acids. Lineage: Eukaryota; Metazoa; Arthropoda; Insecta; Diptera; Diopsidae. The transcript has a single exon. The record is from RefSeq and is a predicted model, not a curated record.
AUGGCAAAAUUUUCAAAGUUGUCUAUGUUCUUAGUAGUAUUGGCUGUGGUGGCUUGUAGUGCUGAACCACCACGUUAUAGGUCACUAAAGUUACAGCAAGGUCGUCGCCGCGUUUUAGCGCGUCAAGAAAUAGCACCAACACCUUACCCAUCAGCUGAUGAGUUGAAGCCAGAAGUGCCAUUCGUCGAGGAAGUUGCAGCGCAGCCAGAUGUAGUUUAUGGACCACCCGAUCAAACAUAUGGACCACCGCAAGUGGGACCAUCUGUCGAGCAGUUACCAUCCGAUGAAGCACCACAACAGUUUGCACCAAAUCCAGAUGCAGAAGAAUUUUUACCAGCACAGCAGGCACCCAUAGAUCCUGCACGUUUCACCAAACGCAACAAGGGACGUCUUGUUAAUAAACAGACUGCACCUUUGCGUUCCUCAGCUAAAUUACAAAAACCUGUUGCUGUGAAAUCGCAGCGACUAGUCUCCGUUAAUGCGCCAAUUGCAGCUGCUGCACCUGCACCAAUUGGGGUUGCUUUACCACUCCAAGGACAACAAUACUUUGUAGUGAACAAUCCAUUUGCGUACACAGCACAAUUCCAAUCCUGGUAGUUAAUAUUAUAUAAGA